Molecule: messenger RNA, 1332 nt
Organism: Trichobilharzia szidati
Lineage: Eukaryota; Metazoa; Platyhelminthes; Trematoda; Strigeidida; Schistosomatidae
Source: the annotation of a GenBank genome assembly
AUGCAAACUGUCGUUACAGUUAGUUUACAGAAAUUAUCCGCCUUAUACAACGUAAGGUUGAUGUCAACCAAGACAUUGUCUAGUUACUGUAAUGAUGAGUCAGAUAAUGAUGAAGAAUCUGUAGAUGACGAAUUAUACGAUAUAAAACAUGAGGCUGUUACAGAAUCUCUCACAAAAGACAAGACAAAUUUAUUGAGAGAAGAAACUUUUCAGAGUAGUCAAAAGCAAGGCAGUAGGUCGUAUGAAUCAAAUAAAAAAUGUGAGUCAAAUUCAUCAUUCGAUGAAACCUAUGACACUUCCGAACAAGUAAACAGUGAGAUUGCUGAGGCAGAAUAUACAAAUAGUCAGAAUAAAAGCCCAAUAUUUCGUGGAUCAGAUUAUUCACAUGCAAAGUUUUUGACAGACGGUAGUGAGACAAGUCAAAAAAAUGUGUCAGAUAAAUCCGAUAAAAAGAAAGUAAAAGAAGGACAGUCAGACGAAAACAGUGAGUAUAGAGAAAAGCAAUCACCUUCACCUUCUGGUGACAGUACAGACUCAACCAUAAGCAAACCUUAUUACCAGUCCUCGCGGAAUUCUCCUGUAAUACAAACUGCAAAUGCUAAAAGGCUUACAAAAGUGAAAAGAACCGAGCAUACACUUCAUAAUGAACUUAAUAGUGAUAUUUAUAAUAGAAGUAAUGAGUCUGUUCAUGUUGCACAAAUUGCAAAUGCUUUGAAAUCCUUUGAUAAGAAAAUGCGCUGUCUUCAUAUUCGUCCACCAUGGAGAGAUCCAAACUCGAAACCCCUGCCAAGUGACAGAACAACUGCAGUCUACCAAAUGUAUGAAGAUUAUUUAAAAUGUCAAAAUCAGCGCCCAUUUUCAAAAUUAGAACGUUCAACGUCCCAAUUUAUCAAUGAUAAGAUAGCUGUACAUAGAUUGUAUCACUCAACAUUGAAUCGUUAUCGACAAAAUGAGAAGAUCCAAAUGGAGAACUACGAAUUGGCUAAACGUCUACAGAAAAUUCGUCCUACAACCGGUAUGACAAGAGAAGAACAACUAAGAGAUUAUAAAAAGUAUUUUGUUACACCGAAUUUAUCUCACGCCUAUUCGAAGACAAUAUCACCUCCACAUUAUCAACGAGAUUCAUAUGUAAAUCAUGGCGCAUCAUCCAUGAAUAAAAAUAGUACAAAAAUUAUGGACCCAAAACCGAGAGAUUUUAUAAUUGAUUCACGUCAAACAACGUCUAGUUUCAGUGGUAGUGUACGUCCACUACAAGGAAACUACAACCAAAGUCAAAUGAACAUAAGUUGUGUAAAAAAAAGAGCAAAAAUGCUGAUAGAAAGACAAAUCUAG